CCGCCGCAAAAAAUGGCCCUCUUUGCCUCUGUUCUGAUGCACUCUGUUUCGUAGGGUAUUGCGGCUCAUUCGAGAAGCCCCCCAAUAUUCCACAUCGCUUCUGGCCACUCCGAUUCCAUCUUCGUCUUCCCCCGUCGUCGAUGCUGGGCGGAUCCUCCUCUCGAGACCUUGAUAAAGUCGGUUUUUUUUAUCAGAAAGAUGUGAUCUUUGGGCCGUUUGCUUGACCCGCCAGGCAUUAAAUACGGCGCCGAGGUGGCGGUGGACGCGGUAGCGGUAGCAGCAGCAGCUGCUCCACGAGAUUAUCGGUUCUAGAAUACCCUUCCAACUCCGGAUGCCUUCGUGGCGAAGCCUCUAGGGAGGAGAGGUCGUAAUCUUUGGGCAAUUGGAUUCGGUCUCCGAAGUGGGAAUGGAUGCGAUUAUUGCGGCCUGGGUUUUAUCUAUAACCGGUCUGUAAUCUCUGAGUCGGAAGCUUUUUUUUCCGCACUGAAUCAUGCCUGCGCCUCUGCUAGCUCGGAAGGGUCGUCACCUGCAGCGUUACGAGAACCAGCUCCGGCUCGUCGCAGGAUGCAUUCCUUACAAGAUUAUUGGGAAACCCGACAACCAAUCUGGUGAUUUGAUAAAUGGAGUGGAAGUCCUCAUGAUCAGUUCACCGGGUCGGCAUGACUUUGUCUUCCCAAAGGGUGGCUGGGAGACAGAUGAGACUGUAUGCGAAGCAGCAUGCCGGGAAGCUCUGGAGGAAGCAGGAGUUAGGGGAAUAAUAGAUGAAAUCGAGCUAGGUAAUUGGGUGUUUAGAAGCAAGAGCAGCCAAGGUACUUGCAGCCAGGAAGGAGGUUGCAGAGGUCACAUCUUUGCCUUGGAGGUCACUGAGGAACUGGACAACUGGCCCGAGCAGAAAAUGCAUGGCAGGAAAUGGGUGGCAUUGGAAGAAGCAUAUGCACUCUGUCGGUAUGAUUGGAUGCGCGAAGCCCUCGACUUGUUCAGGAUCUACCUCUUUAGCAAGCCUGUGCCACCUGUGUCUGGGUUAUACGAGCCGCCAAAAUUCCGCAUCUCGACUUCAGCUGAGCGGGCCAUUGCCUCAUGCUGAUGCUUUCGUACCGCCUUCGAUGAGCCUGUUUGUAAAGUCAGUUUAUGGUUUGUUCUCUCACCUUCUGUCGAUGAGGUUGAAUGUUUUAACGAUUUAACUUGUACAGUUUCUUGUCCUACCUUUCUCAUGACAACAUCAGUUGGGUUGUUAAUAUCAGAGUUUGCUACACAAACUCUCGUCCUGUAGAUUUGCCAAGACAGAAGAAGUUUGAUCAGUCCGCUUGCUGUAAUCAAAAUGGUUUAUAACACACAUUUUCAUAUCA
Messenger RNA from Musa acuminata AAA Group (dessert banana), 1346 nucleotides. RefSeq names its product nudix hydrolase 12, mitochondrial-like. Gene Ontology annotation, cellular component: nucleus; cytoplasm. The transcript is spliced from 6 exons. The coding region runs from base 491 to 1084 and encodes 197 amino acids. Gene Ontology annotation, molecular function: pyrophosphatase activity. The record is from RefSeq and is a predicted model, not a curated record. Lineage: Eukaryota; Viridiplantae; Streptophyta; Magnoliopsida; Zingiberales; Musaceae.